AUGAUGAUCAUUUAACUUUAGUUUAGAUUCAAAGAUUAACAGGUAAGUUUCCUUUAGGAUUUUCUUUAAAUUGAACUUAGAUCUAAAAGGUUUUUAAUAAUUAAGGAACUCUCUUAAGAAUUCCACAUUUUAAAUGUUGGUUAUUAAAUAAUGCUUUAGUAGAAAAAUAUAAAUAUAAUUCAAAAGAUGAAUUAAGUAAUUAAGUAAUAAAAUAAAUAAAUAUAAUUAGCUUUAUUUUUAUAACUUAUGCUUAAUUCAUAUAAAGAAAAGAGAAAUACAGCAUCCUAAUAUUUAAAGCAUUAUUGGUAAAAAAAAAAUAGUGAGGGAAUUAAAACGAACGAAGAUCAGUUUCAAGAAUAUAAAGCUAAAAGAGGAUUAGUUGAAUUUAAAAAAAGUUAUUAAAAAAUUAAAUUAUUUUAGGAAGUUGAAUGUAUAAUAUACUGA
Messenger RNA from Paramecium sonneborni, 444 nucleotides. The record is from the annotation of a GenBank genome assembly. NCBI's taxonomy places the organism in Eukaryota, Ciliophora, Oligohymenophorea, Peniculida, Parameciidae.